Messenger RNA from Anopheles cruzii, 1556 nucleotides. RefSeq names its product probable mannose-6-phosphate isomerase (gene Mpi). Gene Ontology annotation, biological process: carbohydrate metabolic process; GDP-mannose biosynthetic process. The transcript has 2 exons. The record is from RefSeq and is a predicted model, not a curated record. Lineage: Eukaryota; Metazoa; Arthropoda; Insecta; Diptera; Culicidae. Bases 54 to 1286 code for a protein of 410 amino acids. Gene Ontology annotation, cellular component: cytosol. Gene Ontology annotation, molecular function: mannose-6-phosphate isomerase activity; zinc ion binding.
UCUCUCGGGCAACCGGUAACCUUGCGGAGACUGUUUUUCGGGGGGCACCGGGAAUGGAACUAACGGGCAGCGUACAGUGCUACGAGUGGGGCAAACUGGGUGAGCACUCGUUUGUGGCCAAGCUGGCGAAAGCGAACGACGCGAAGCUGGACGUGAAACCGGAUCGUUCGUAUGCCGAGCUAUGGAUGGGCGACCACGUCAAUGGACCGGCCACGCUGAAGGGCGACGGUAGGACACUCGCCGCGGCAGUGCAAUCGGAUCCGGCCGGCACCAUCGGUACCGGGGCCGCGGGCACCAGUUUGCCCUUUCUGCUGAAGGUGCUCAGCAUCCGGAAAGCGCUCAGUGUCCAGGUGCACCCGAGCAAGAUCGAGGCCGAAAAGCUACACGCACAGUUUCCCGACGUUUACAAGGACGCAAACCACAAGCCGGAGCUGGCGAUUGCACUGACUGACUUCGACGCGCUGUGCGGCUUUCGGGCGUAUGGUGAAAUUUUGCAGCUCCUGGAGCGGUGGGAGCCACUCCGCUCGCUGAUCGGUGCGCCGGCGAUGGAGCGGCUUCGUGCCGACCCCAACCGGGAGGCGGUCCGGGUCGUCUAUGAACGGCUGAUGCGCAGCGAACCGGAUGCCAUUCGGCGGUGUAUCGAGAGCAUGGCCGAGUCCUUCCGACACGAUGCUGAAUCGUCGGACCUGCACCGAUUGUUCCUGCGCCUGUACGACGACUUUGGCUGUGACGUUGGCGUGCUGUCGAUUUUCUUUCUCAAUGUCCUGCACCUGAAACCGGGCGAAGCGAUCUACUUGUCCGCGAAUGUACCGCACGCGUACCUGGAGGGCGACUGCGUGGAGUGUAUGGCCUGCUCCGACAACGUGGUGCGUGCCGGCCUGACGCCAAAGUUCAAGGACGUCGAGACGCUGCUGCGGCUCGUGUCGUACGAGGGUGGCCCACCCGAAACCAUGCUGUACCGCGCCCGGGUGCUGGACGAGCACCGUCUACCGUACACGCGCACGUUCGUGCCACCGGUGCCGGACUUUGCCGUGUCGGAGAUUAAGCUGCCGGCCGGUGCACGACAGUACACGCUAGACAACCCACCGACCGGCUCCAUUCUACUCGUGACCAGUGGCCGAGGAACGCUACGCGGCCCGGAAGGAACCGAGCUGGCCCUCCGGUUCGGCACCGUUCUGUUUUUGCCCUGCCGGGCCGGCCGAACCAUAGCGCUGGAAGUGGAAGAUGGCGGCGAUGAACCGUUCCUGGCGUUCCAGGCAAUGGCGAACGGAUUUUUGGAAGCCUAGCUUCAAUGGGAGGUCAACAGGACUCAGUAGCUCAAUACCCAAUAACCCAUUUGAUCGAACAAUUUAUUAUUUACAUAAAUAUUACACAAAAAAAGAAACGGAAAGUAGAGGCCGCUGGAAAUUGUAACCAGAAAACGUAAACCGAAACAACAAAAAAACUAGGACAUAGGUAUAACAUCGUGCGUACAUCAUUUUCGAUGAAUCUUCUUAUAUUAAAAUGAAAAACAAAAAACCAUCCAGCUGAACCAUACUUCGGGUGAUCAGGAUCGU